This is a messenger RNA of Erpetoichthys calabaricus (reedfish), 2839 nucleotides long. It is a transcript of the gene dgkb, whose product is annotated as diacylglycerol kinase, beta. Gene Ontology annotation, biological process: intracellular signal transduction; diacylglycerol metabolic process; lipid phosphorylation. The coding region runs from base 385 to 2751 and encodes 788 amino acids. The transcript is spliced from 25 exons. Gene Ontology annotation, molecular function: ATP-dependent diacylglycerol kinase activity; calcium ion binding. The record is from RefSeq and is a predicted model, not a curated record. Gene Ontology annotation, cellular component: plasma membrane. NCBI's taxonomy places the organism in Eukaryota, Metazoa, Chordata, Cladistia, Polypteriformes, Polypteridae.
ACAGCACACACGCUCAGUGCCUCUCUAAUGUCUGCAGCAUCCCACUGCAUUUGCUUGUUUUAUUGAUAAAAGAAGCGAAAAAAAGAGAACUGCAUAAUGAAGAUGGAGAAGCCCACAUACGCAGGGUGAACAGAGACAUUUGGUGUGAAUGCUAUACAUUUCUAGCUUCGUUUUUUUUUUUUAAAUCUUGUUCUUUUUGUCUGCUAGGUUUGGAGAUACAGCAUUUAAGGAACUGCGAUCAGUUACACUUCAGAAAGCUUUCUUCAUAUUGGUCUUACAUGUCAUUUCUGUGGAUAUAAGUAAUUACUCGAGCGGAGACCUUCUUGAAUGAAUUGCUGAAUUCACAGGGAUUCUUGGGAUGUAACAAGAAAGAGAUUGAUCAUCAUGACUAAUCUAGAGAAGUGGGUCACUCUAAGCCCUGCAGAAUUUUCUCAGCUUCAGAAGUACACACAAUAUACUACCAAGAAACUUAAGGAUGUUCUGCAAGAAUUUCAUGGGGAUGGAGUACUUGCAAAAUAUAACCCUGGAGAGAAGCAAGAGAUACUUAGUCAGGCUAUUGACUAUGAAGGCUUUACACUCUUCAUGAAGACUUUUUUAGAAACGGAGCUGCCUGACGAUUUCUGUCAACAUCUCUUUAUGUCAUUCAGCAACAAAUUUUCUCAUAGAAGUCCCACAACAACAGAAAAGACUCUGCGUGCUGGAGGCUUGAAGAUCAUUAAAGGCAAUGGAACUCCUCCAAGAGUGCCUUACCAUCCAAAAUCAGAUCCACCAAAAACUGUCCAGCUUAAAGAUAUUAUUUGCUACCUCUCCUUGCUUGAAGGAGGUCGUCCUGAAGAUAAACUUGAAUUUAUGUUUCGUCUCUAUGACACAGACGGAAAUGGAUACUUGGACAACUCGGAAUUAGAAAACAUUGUCUCACAAAUGAUGCAUGUUGCAGAAUAUUUGGAAUGGGAUGUUACAGAACUUAAACCAAUUCUUCGUGAAAUGAUGGAGGAGAUAGAUUAUGACCGUGAUGGCACAGUGUCCUUAGAAGAAUGGAUACAAGGCGGGAUGACUACAAUUCCCCUUCUUGUUUUGCUUGGAUUGGAGUCGAAUGUAAAGGAUGAUGGUCAGCAUGUUUGGCGACUAAAACACUUUAACAAACCUGCGUACUGUAAUCUUUGCUUGAAUAUGCUUAUUGGAGUUGGAAAACAAGGCUUGUGUUGCUCAUUUUGCAAGUAUACCGUUCAUGAACGCUGUGCAUCACGGGCACCUUUAUCCUGUAUUAAAACUUAUGUCAAAUCCAAAAAGAAUACUGAGGUUAUGCAUCAUUUCUGGGUGGAAGGAAACUGUCAAACAAAAUGCGACAAAUGUCACAAAACUAUUAAAUGUUAUCAGGGAUUGACAGGCCUUCACUGUGUUUGGUGCCAAGUAACUCUACAUAAUAAAUGUGCAUCACAUGUAAAGCCUGAAUGUGACUGUGGAUCACUGAGGGAUCAUAUUUUACCACCAACAUCUAUAUGUCCAGUAGUCCUGGAGAGACAAACAACAGUAAAAAAAGAUUCUCAGCAUCCAAGAUCCUUAGGAGACAAGACAAAGAUGCAGAGAGCUAAUUCUGUGACAGUUGAUGGUCAAGGACUUCAGAUCACUCCUGUCCCGGGAACACAUCCACUUCUGGUUUUCGUAAAUCCUAAAAGUGGAGGAAAACAAGGAGAAAGAAUAUUCAGAAAAUUUCAGUACCUGUUGAAUCCCCGUCAAGUUUACAAUCUUGCAAUGAACGGACCCAUGCCAGGGUUAAACUUCUUCAGAGAUGUUCCAGAUUUUAGAGUUCUUGCCUGUGGAGGUGAUGGGACAGUCGGGUGGAUUUUAGACUACAUAGAUAAGGCGAAUCUAAACAAACAUCCUCCAGUAUGUGUGCUGCCACUUGGGACGGGAAAUGAUUUAGCAAGGUGUCUCCGAUGGGGUGGAGGUUAUGAGGGAGAAAAUCUGCUCAAGAUUCUGAAGGAUAUUGAAAACAGUACAGAAGUAAUGUUGGACAGAUGGAAGAUAGAUGUAAUUCCCAAUGAUAAAGAAGAAAAGGGUGAUCCUGUGCCUUAUAGCAUUAUUAACAACUAUUUUUCCAUUGGAGUGGAUGCUUCAAUUGCACACAGAUUUCAUAUUAUGAGAGAGAAACAUCCUGAAAAAUUCAACAGUAGAAUGAAAAACAAGUUUUGGUACUUUGAAUUUGGUACAUCUGAGACAUUUUCAGCUACCUGCAAGAAACUUAAUGAAUUCUUGGAAGUUGAGUGUGAUGGAACCCAACUUGACCUGAGUAAUAUUUCCUUGGAAGGAAUUGCCAUUCUGAAUAUUCCAAGUAUUCAUGGAGGUUCAAACCUUUGGGGAGAGACAAGAAAACGGCGUAGUCAUCGCAGAGUAGGAAAAAAGGCUCAGGAUAAAAGAACCGCUGUUUUGGAUGCAAAAGAGCUGCAGUUUGCCAUACAGGAUCCUUCAGAUCAGCUUUUUGAAGUUAUUGGCCUGGAAGGUGCAAUGGAAAUGGGACAGAUCUAUACAGGAUUAAAAAGUGCUGGAAAAAGGCUUGCUCAGAGUUCCUCUGUCACUAUUAGGACCAGCAAGUCUCUUCCAAUGCAGAUUGAUGGAGAACCUUGGAUGCAAACACCAUGCACAAUCAAAAUAACUCACAAGAAUCAAGCUCCAAUGCUGAUGGGCCCACCGCCUGUAAGAGGAUUCUUCUCUUCAUUAGUUCGAAAAACACGACACCAGAGCAAGGAGUAGAACUUUGGAAGGUUUUUAUAUAUAUAGUACAAAGUUAUGUGUGGAUUCUUACAUUCUUUACAUUCAUAAAUUUUUAUUUCAUAUAUAU